AUGAUCCUUUUUUCUCUCUUCCUUCUCACUCAAGUCGGUUCCUUAACAUUACCGGCCAACAACUUUACUGCUGUGGAAGAUCACUUGCACCAUUUCAACCGCUUCCAAUUAAAGUUUGUCAAAUACUACCCAUCCAAAGAAGAACACCGCUUUAGAUUCGGUGUCUUUAAGUCAAACCUCAUGAGAGCCAAGCGGAACCAAGAGCUUGAUCCUUAUGCUGUUCACGGAGUGACAAAGUACUCCGACCUAACGGAAGCUGAGUUUCGUAGGAAGCUUCUCGGCACUAAAGAAAGUUUCAACUUUUCGUCUCACGCUCGAAACGCUGCAAUCCUUCCUGCCAACUAUCUUCCAGAGAAUUUCGAUUGGCGUGACAAUGGAGCUGUCACUCCUGUUAAAGAUCAAGGCUACCAGUGUGGCUCUUGCUGGGCUUUUGGUGCGAUGGGAGUUUUAGAAGGAGCUCACUAUCGAACAAAUAAAAAACUUCUAAUACUUAGCGAGCAGCAGCUUCUGGACUGUGAUCAUCUGUGUGAUCAGGAGAAAUUUAGACUAUGUGACACUGGGUGCAUGGGUGGGUUGGCCACCAAUGCAAUUGAAUAUUUAUUACAUUCUGGAGGAGCAAUGCGAGAAAAAGAUUAUCCUUACCUGAAAAGAAAUGCCUCAUGUAAAUUUGACAAAACCAAAAUUGCAGCUUCUAUUUCUAACUUUAGUAUGAUUUCCACCGAUGAAAGCCAAAUAGCUGCAAAUCUAGUUAAAAAUGGCCCUCUCUUAGUUUCUAUCAAUGCAGAUAUGUUGAAGACAUAUACUAGCGGUAUCUCUUGCCCAAACAUAUGCGAUAAAUACGGUUUAAAUCAUGAUGUUCUCCUAAUUGGUUUUGAGAAAGAUGCAUGGAUUCUUAAGAAUUCAUGGGGAGCGAAUUGGGGUGAGGAAGGAUUCUUCCGACUUUGUCGUGGUAAAAAUAUAUGUGGCAUGAAUUUUUGGGUAAUGUCGGUAGAUGCUGCCAUUAAGGAUGCGGGUGAUUACAAUUCUAGUGACAAAGUUGUUUUUGUUGCGUCGCUGGAUUUUGAUUCCGUCUUCAAGAAACUUGGAUCUGGAGGUUUCAAGGAUGGUGACUCUGUUUCAGCUGGGAGCGGCGGCGGAGUUACCAAUUGUUAA
Molecule: messenger RNA, 1152 nt
Organism: Vicia villosa (hairy vetch)
Lineage: Eukaryota; Viridiplantae; Streptophyta; Magnoliopsida; Fabales; Fabaceae
Product: cysteine proteinase 15A-like
Exons: 5
Coding region: 1-1152 (383 amino acids)
Cellular component (GO): lysosome
Molecular function (GO): cysteine-type endopeptidase activity
Source: RefSeq, a predicted model, not a curated record